ACACUUUACACCCUCGAAAUUAUCUUCUUUACUCUGCUCUUGUUCUCUCAUCUCUUCCUCUCUUCACCAUGAGCAGGUCAGGCCAACCACCAGAUUUGAAGAAGUACAUGGAUAAACAGCUUCAAAUCAAGCUGAAUGCCAAUCGUAUGAUUGUUGGUACUCUUCGUGGCUUCGACCAGUUUAUGAAUUUGGUUGUUGACAAUACUGUGGAGGUCAAUGGCAAUGAGAAAAAUGACAUAGGGAUGGUGGUAAUCAGAGGAAAUAGUGUGGUCACAGUAGAGGCACUUGAACCAGUGAAUAGGACCUCCUGAAUCCUGAUUUUUUAUUUUUUUUGGUAAACAUUUAUAAUUAAGUUUCAAGGUUUCAACAGAAACCGCAUAGAUGCUGGGAGUAAAAUAUAAUUGUUGAUAUUAAUAUGGCCAUCUUAGUGACAAAUCUGAGGUUAUUUUCUGGUUGAUUUGUGAGUGCUGGGUACCUCUAGGGUUGUAGUGGAUGGUAGUGGCUUAACUAUAAUGAUGUUAUUUUGCUUAUAUAUACUUUUAUUUUUUAGGUA
Trifolium pratense (red clover) is the source of this 553-nucleotide messenger RNA. RefSeq names its product probable small nuclear ribonucleoprotein G. Gene Ontology annotation, molecular function: RNA binding. Gene Ontology annotation, biological process: spliceosomal snRNP assembly; mRNA splicing, via spliceosome. Lineage: Eukaryota; Viridiplantae; Streptophyta; Magnoliopsida; Fabales; Fabaceae. The record is from RefSeq and is a predicted model, not a curated record. Bases 69 to 311 code for a protein of 80 amino acids. Gene Ontology annotation, cellular component: spliceosomal tri-snRNP complex; U1 snRNP; catalytic step 2 spliceosome. The transcript has 4 exons.